AUGUCCUCUUUGAAGGUACAAUCAGCUUCGUUGAACGAGGAUUCCGAGACAAAGCAAGAAGGCGUUGAUGUCCUAGAACCCAACGAUACAAGCGAGACAGCGCAGACAUCGAGCAGUAGUGAUGGCGUUGCAAACAAAGCACAAGACCGAUUGGAGAGGUUCAAGGCGUUGAAAGCCCGUGCAAAAAACGCCACAGACAGCAAUUUGAAGGAGACUGCGGCAGAGUCUCAACGUCUUGCCACGGACCCCGCUAUGCUUUCUACAUUGUCGCGCAAGCAUGCCUUUGCGUCCCAUAACCUUUUGAAGGCGGACACUGAAGCUGCUGGCGAGGACUUUGAACGCAAGCGCGCAUGGGAUUGGACCAUUGAAGAAUCCGAGCGAUGGGAUAAACGCAUGGAAAAGAAGCAACGACAUCGCGAUGACGUAGCAUUUCAAGACUAUCGUCAGGAUGCUCGCAAAGUAUAUAAGCGACAAAUGCGAGAAUUGCAACCAGAUUUAGACGCAUAUGAGCGAGAUAAAGUGGCGGCUGUUGAGCGCGCAGCUGCAAGUGGUGGACUGGAAAUCGUGGAAACGGAUGACGGCGAGCUUGUUGCAGUGGAUAGGAACGGCACAUUCUAUUCUACUGCGGACUCUACCGACUUCACUGAGAACAAACCGGAUCGCGCGGCAGUUGACCGAUUGGUUUCAGAUCUGAGGAAGGCAGAAGAGGUUCGACUGAAGAAGCGCCGAGAGCGCCGCGGCGAUGACGAUCCUGAUGUCACGUAUAUCAACGAAAAGAACAAACAAUUCAACCAAAAGCUUUCUCGAUUCUAUGAUAAGUACACGAAAGAGAUUAGGGACAGUUUUGAGCGUGGUACAGCUUUGUGA
Talaromyces atroroseus is the source of this 867-nucleotide messenger RNA. Its product is annotated as Pre-mRNA-splicing factor syf2. The record is from RefSeq and is a predicted model, not a curated record. The transcript is spliced from 3 exons. Bases 1 to 867 code for a protein of 288 amino acids. Lineage: Eukaryota; Fungi; Ascomycota; Eurotiomycetes; Eurotiales; Trichocomaceae. Gene Ontology annotation, cellular component: catalytic step 2 spliceosome; post-mRNA release spliceosomal complex; Prp19 complex.